Photinus pyralis (common eastern firefly) is the source of this 3890-nucleotide messenger RNA. RefSeq lists its product as uncharacterized. Bases 659 to 3718 code for a protein of 1019 amino acids. The transcript has a single exon. NCBI's taxonomy places the organism in Eukaryota, Metazoa, Arthropoda, Insecta, Coleoptera, Lampyridae. The record is from RefSeq and is a predicted model, not a curated record.
AUACUUAAUGAGAUCCAGAGGGAAGAAAAAUCAAUAUUUUUAAAAUUUUAACCGGUAUACGCACACGGGGAGCCCGAAUGCGAUUAUGUUACGUAGGCGAGAGAGUGGAGGUCCACGGGGAGGUCAGUGCGUGCUGGUGGACAGCAAGGACGUCAGUAGUUCACUCUAAUCACGCUGAGGCUCAUAUUGUUCAAUUGUUUCAUCUAUUCAAAUGCAACGUGUUGUCCCAUGACAACGACGCGAACGAACUCAUUCAGUUCCAUUGCCUUUAGUGAGUCUUUAAGAUAAGUUGCGCAUCUUUAAGCUAGUGUGUCUAAUUGACUUGUGUUUUACUUUACUUGAUGCCACAUAAUUAACUAUGGCUGAUAAGUGUUUAAUUUGCGAGGAUGAUGUUGACAGUGAUUUAUGUCAAGUGGGAAAAAAAGGAAUAAUUGUUGGAUAGCAACAGGAAAAAUAGGAACGUCAGAUAUAAAACUUGUCAGUGUAUUGAACCAUUAUCAUUAUAGUAAAUAUUAAUUGUGUAUAUCAAAGCCUAUAAUUAUUGUUCACCCGUACUACAGGCAAGUAUACAACAAAUUGGCGACGAGGAUUAUUGGUGUAGCACUUCGCAUUACAGUUGCAGAUAUUUUUUUCGAAUUAAAUUUACACGAAAGAAAACAUGGCAUCGGAAAAAGUUUAUGAAGCAUUAGUGGAUCUCUUGCAUCAACAAGAUCGUAGACUUCAACUGUUGGAGCACACAUUGAAGGAAACCGUAUCUACCAAUCCAUCAUCAGUGUCCAACAGUAGUGAAUUGAUCAUCGAGGCUUUGGCAAACAGCAUAAAGGAAUUUUCAUACGAUCCAGAAGACCACAACACGUUUGACAAGUGGUACAAUCGAUAUGAAGACACCUUUAUCGCAGCCAAGACUCAAAUCAAUGAGGAUGCACAAAUCAGACUUCUGUUGCGGAAACUCGAUCAUCCAUCUCAUACAAAAUAUGUCAACUAUAUACUGCCCCGUACAGUGAAAGAUUUCAACUUCGAAGAGACCGUGAAGAAACUCAAGGCGAUAUUAUGUCCACAGACAUCAAUUUUCAACCGACGUUUCAAUUGUCUUCAAAUGAAGAAGAAAGAUUCAGACGAUUUUGUAACAUAUGCAGGGAAAGUGAAUCGAAACAUAGAAGACUUCAUUUUCUCCGAGCUGGGUGUCGAACAAUUUAAAUGUUUAAUCUUUAUAUCAGGACUUCAAUCACACAAGGACAGUGACAUCCGUGCUAGAUUAUUACGUAGAUUAGAUACUCACACUACCGAAAAUCCUAUUGAGCUACAUCAUUUGGUUCAGGAGUGCCAGAAGAUGAUUGCAUUGAAACAAGAUACGGCACUGGUAGAAAACAAAAAUCCAGUUGUCUCUAAGGUAGAAUACAAGAAACAUCCGCAUCCACGUAAUAACAAUAAGCAACCAACUGCGACGGAUUUACCGAAAUAUCCAUGUUGGAAAUGUGGUGGAAUGCAUUUUGUGAAAUCGUGUGAAUUUAUCAAACACACAUGCACGGAUUGUAAGGGUGUAGGCCAUAAGGAAGGUUAUUGCAAGAGCGGUAAACAGAACAAUUCUCAGCAGGGGUAUAAAUCGAAUCCCAAAGCAGGGAAAGGCAAAUCUGUCGCUCAAACCAAACACGUAAGCAUUCCCAAUGUUCAUAAAGUGAAUUUCCAACAUAAAAGAAAGUAUGCUACCGUACAUAUUAAUGGUAAAAUGACGAAGCUUCAAUUGGAUACCGCAUCAGAUAUCACCAUUAUAUCAUCAGAUAUUUGGAAACAAAUUGAUGUACCAAUAACUGAACACACGUCAUUUCAAGCGAAAAAUGCAUCAGGAGAUCCUCUAGAGAUAAUUGGCAGUUUCUAUUGUGACAUAACUCUCAACGAGAUCACAAAGAAAGGCAAAUGCUAUGUCACUUCUAUUCCUGAACUCAAUUUGCUUGGUAUCGAUUGGAUGGAUUUAUUCGAUCUCUGGUCUCAGCCAUUAAAUACUGUAUGCAGUGCAGUAACAACAGAUGAGGAAGUUCCUCAUGAGUAUAUCAACAUAUUGGCUCAACAGUUCCCAGACGUAUUUUCAAAGCAGCUUGGCCUCUGCACAAAAACCAAAGUUAAAUUACAUGUCCUGCCAAGAACAAAGCCAACUUACAUAUCUAAACGACCUGUAUCUUAUUCAGCAUUGCCAUUAGUAGAUCAGGAAUUAAAACGUUUAGAAGAAAUGAACAUCAUUGAAAAGGUGGAAUAUUCACUCUGGGCGACACCGAUUGUCGUUGUACACAAAUCAAAUGGAAAAAUCCGAAUAUGUGCAGAUUAUUCCACGGGCUUAAAUACAGCACUCCAACCUAAUAGUCAUCCACUGCCACUUCCAGAAGACAUAUUCGCAUCAUUAACCGGAAACAAAUAUUUCUCCGUUAUUGACUUGUCGGAAGCGUAUUUUCAAUUGGCUGUAGAUGAAGAAUCGCAAGAACUUCUUACCAUUAAUACACAUCGCGGCCUAUACAAAUUUAAAAGGUUACCUUUUGGAGUCAAAACAGCGCCUGGUGUUUUUCAAAAUAUUAUUGACGCAAUGAUUGGUGAUUUACCAUUCGUCCAAUCAUAUUUAGACGAUUUAAUUAUCUUCAGUAAAAAUGUUACUGACCAUAAAUAUCAUCUAACAAAAAUAAUGAGCAGAAUCCAACAAUAUGGAUUCACUCUUCAAACACAGAAGUGUCAACUGUUCACAUCGGAAGUAAAAUUUCUAGGUCAAAUUAUCAGUGAACACGGUUUGAAACCAGACCCCAAUAAGAUUGACUGCAUCAGAAGAAUGCCUAUACCUACCAACAUCAGUGAGCUACGUUCAUUUCUGGGUGCUAUAAAUUUUUAUGGUAAAUUUAUUCAUAAAAUGAGCCAACUCAGAGGCCCACUUGACGUUCUACUCAAGAAGAACACUACAUGGUAUUGGACUCCGGAUCAACAAUCGGCAUUCGAUAAACUGAAGGAAGUAUUACAGAGUGAUCUUCUACUCACUCACUAUGAUCCGUUACUUCCAAUAAUAGUUGCAGCAGAUGCCAGCAAUCAAGGGAUUGGUGCUGUGAUUAUGCACGAACUCCCCAACAAGAGUCGAAAAGCAAUAUUUCAUUCUUCUCGUACACUGACAGAAACUGAGAAGAAAUACAGCCAAAUUGAAAAAGAAGCACUUGGUCUCAUUUAUGCAGUUACCAAAUUUCACAAAUACAUAUUUGGUCGUCAUUUCACAUUGGAGACUGAUCACAAGCCGCUUCUACAUAUCUUUGGAAAUAAGAAGGGUAUACCGAUCUACACUGCAAAUAGAUUACAGAGAUGGGCGUGUACGUUACUUCUUUACGAUUUCGACAUAACAUACAUUAAUACUGAUUCAUUUGGCUAUGCAGAUUUUUUAUCACGACUCAUCGAUUCUCAACCAAGAUCUGAAGAAGAUUCCGUCAUCGCUUCAGUAUACACAGAAAUCGUUAUCAACAGCAUUCAGACGAAUACUGUCACUUACCUUCCAGUGUUAUUCAAUGAAAUCGAACAGGAAUCCAAAAAUGAUUCUAAUAUCACGACAGUCAUUGAAUACAUGAGUUCGGGCUGGCCAUCUAACAAGAAGGAAAUUAGUACUGACCUUCUACCAUUUUUUAACAGGAAAGACGAAUUAUCCGUAGUUCGUAACACCUUGAUGCUUGGAGAAAGAGUGGUGAUUCCUACUUAUUCGUGAAGCACCAGGGUAUCUCAGCGACUAUGUGCUUUUCUAAGAAAAGGGGGUGUUGGAUAGCAACAGGAAAAAUAGGAACGUCAGAUAUAAAACUUGUCAGUGUAUUGAACCAUUAUCAUUAUAGUAAAUAUUAAUUGUGUAUAUCAAAGCCUAUAAUUAUUGUUCACCCGUACUA